UUCUCUUGCUGAUUUGCGUCAUUCAUUUUAAAAAAGAGGUCUCUUUCUCUUUCCCUUUCACCCUCUCAUAUUUGCCUUGCGAUUCGCUCGGAUCUCAAAAACCAUCCGUUCAUCCUUUCUUUUUGCCCUUUUCAUUUUCUUCUUCCCCUAUCCUUCCAUCGCUCGAUAUUGAGAGCUCAAUUCGCCUCCAGAGAAGCUCUCGAUCCAUCGAGCAAACAACAAUCUGCUGGUAUGUAACGAUUUCGAAUCGGAAACAAGAUUUCUUCGAUAAUUAAUAAUAACAAGAGGGAAAAAGAAUUUCGAUUUUUGCUCGAAUUGAAAGAACGGGGAAGAUCAUAAGAAUAUAAUUAAAAUCAAUCAAAUUAAUGGAAGGAAUAGCGAAGCAGUUGAGGCGAGGAAUCUCCCGCCAGUUCUCGACCGGGUCACUGCGGAGAUCCUUUAGCCGGCAGUUCUCUCGGCAGAAGUCUCUCGAUCCCAGGAGGAAUAAUAUGAGAUUUAGCUUUGGGAGGCAGUCGUCAUUAGAUCCUAUUCGGAGGAGCCCUGUCCAUGAUGAGAAGUUUACGGUUCCGGAGAAUCUCGAUACUACGAUGCAACUGCUUUUCAUGGCGAGUAAAGGAGAUGUGAAGGGCGUUGAGGAUUUGUUGAAUGAAGGAAUUGAUGUUAAUAGUAUUGAUUUGGAUGGGAGGACUGCUUUGCAUAUUGCUGCUUGUGAAGGUCAUCUAGAGGUUGUUAAGCUUUUGUUGAGUAGAAAGGCUAAUAUCGAUGCUCGUGAUCGCUGGGGGAGCACGGCUUGUGGUGAUGCUAAGUACUACGGAAAUGUUGAAAUUUACAAUGUUUUGAAGGCUCGAGGAGCCCAAAUCCCGAAAACCAGGAAGACCCCAAUGGCUGUUGCUAAUCCUCGAGAAGUCCCAGAGUAUGAGCUUAAUCCAUUAGAGCUGCAGGUUCGGAAGUCUGAUGGCAUCUCGAAGGGAUCAUAUCAAGUGGCCAAAUGGAAUGGCACCAAGGUUACUGUAAAGAUACUUGAUAAGGACAGCUAUUCAGACCCUGAGAGCAUAAAUGCUUUCAAACAAGAGCUAACCUUAUUACAGAAGGUCAGACAUCCUAAUGUGGUUCAGUUUGUUGGGGCUGUUACCCAAAAUAUACCCAUGAUGAUUGUCUUAGAGUAUCAUCCAAAAGGUGACUUCGCAAGUUAUCUUCAGAAGAAGGGGCGUCUUUCUCCAUCCAAAAUUUGGAGAUUUUCUCUUGAUAUCGCUAGGGGAAUGAACUAUCUUCAUGAAUGCAAACCAGAUUCCAUCAUCCAUUGUGAUUUAAAGCCAAAAAAUAUUUUGCUGGAUAAUGGUGGUCAGUUGAAGGUAUCUGGGUUUGGUUUGAUAAAGUUGUUAAAGAUUUCACCUGACAAAGCUAAAGUAGCACCCGGAACUCCCAUUGACCCAUCAAAUAUUUAUGUGGCACCUGAGGUUUAUAAAGAUGGAAUAUUUGAUAGAAGUGUGGAUGCAUACUCUUUUGGUGUCAUUUUAUAUGAGAUGAUUGAGGGAGUGCUGCCUUUCCAUCCUAAAUCUCCAGAAGAAGCUGUGAAAUUGAUGUGUUUGGAGAAACAGAGACCGUCAUUCAAGACAAAAUCAAGAAGUUGUCCUCCAGAUCUAAAAGAGUUGAUUGACGAAUGUUGGCAUCCAGAACCUGUUGCUAGGCCAACCUUUUCUGAGAUCAUUGUACGAUUGGACAGAAUAUUUGCUCAAUGUUCAAAACAGGGAUGGUGGAAAGACACUUUUAAGCUUCCUUGGAAGUAAGAGGCAUUCAGUUUCCAAUCAAAGAAACGCGAUAGGAUAAGGUUGGGAAAUCUCCAUAGCCUUAAACAGUUUUGGAGCUUCAUAUACACAAUCCUAAUUAUGAGUCAAAUGAAUCCUGGGGAUUAAUUGGAAUGAAAAUCAAAAUGAUCUGUGUCCCUUGUUCUUAGCUCUCAUAAGGAGCUCAAACAGUUCCUUUGUGUGUAUAAUAUGUGCAAAUGCUUGUCUUUUGACAGUUUAUUGUCGCACGUACAUUUUAAAAAUUAUUUUUGAAAAUGGAAAGAAAAAGGGUACUUUGUUGUAAUGCAUUUUGGAUACUCCUGGUAACUAUGAAUAGUGAUGAUAAAUAAUUUACUAUGAGUAAAAUAUUUUUGUAAUGCUGCUGAUUUGGCAUGAAA
This is a messenger RNA of Hevea brasiliensis (rubber tree), 2182 nucleotides long. Its product is annotated as integrin-linked protein kinase 1. Bases 366 to 1787 code for a protein of 473 amino acids. The record is from RefSeq and is a predicted model, not a curated record. The transcript has 12 exons. Gene Ontology annotation, molecular function: ATP binding; protein binding; protein kinase activity. Lineage: Eukaryota; Viridiplantae; Streptophyta; Magnoliopsida; Malpighiales; Euphorbiaceae. Gene Ontology annotation, biological process: protein phosphorylation.